CAUAUGUCUGACCUUCAAAACCAGUGUUUUAAAUUACAAUGUAUUACAAACAUUUCCUCUAGUGGUGUGUCGUAUUUCCUGUUUCUUACAGAAGGUACGUUUGUUUCCUCCCCCGCCACUGGCCGAUUCGUUGAAUCCACUGAAUGUAAUGGUGAUUGAGAACCCCGACCCCCCUCCGGCAGACAAGGACAUACAAACCGAGCGCGUCGUUGAGUUGCUCCAUGGUUGCAUGCUGUAGCGUUUGGUUUUAUUUUUGUUUAUCUAAAAAUGUAAGAUUUUAUUUCGCAUCAAGGCUCUUCUAGGAUAUUACCCCAUGGAAAGCUCGCGAGAAACGACUCGCGGGCUUCAUUAAAUGAGAGGGAGCUGAUGGAGAGGUCUCUAUCUAGGUUUCACACGGUUUAGGCUACUUUGUAUUAAAAAAGCUGCAGACAUGAAGAUCACAGACGGCGUGAUACGGAGUUUUAGAGUUGCCAGAUCAUAUCGAGAAAAUGCACAGAAGGUCAACUGUGUGGACUUCAGCCCAAAUGGUGAAAAUGCAAUAUCAAGUAGCGACGACGACUGCAUUGUGUUAUAUGACAUCCGAGAAGGAAAGCCUGAAAGGACCCUGUUCAGCAAGAAGUAUGGAGUAGACCUCAUCCACUACACACAUGGAGAUGCACAGACAGUAGUCUACAGCUCAAACAAACUAGAUGAUACCAUCCGAUAUCUGUCACUCACUGACAACAAGUACAUCAGGUAUUUCCCAGGUCACACUGCAAGAGUUAUUGCUCUUUCGAUGUCACCAGUAGAUGAUACAUUUAUCUCGGGCUCGUUGGACAGAACAAUCCGGAUCUGGGAUCUGCGUGCUCCAAACUGUCAAGGUUUGACUAAUCCACUGGGAAAACCUGUCUGUUCCUUUGACCCUGAUGGGCUGAUAUUUGCUGCAGGGGUGGAAUCAGAGGCCAUUAAACUAUACGACCUCCGAGCUUUUGACAAGGGACCCUUUGCCUCCUUUGAUACGAGGUUUAAUCGUGUCUGUGACUGGACUGGACUCAAAUUCAGUAACGAUGGGAAACAGAUUCUCAUCUCUACCAACGGAGGGAUGAUUCGGGUCCUGAAUGCUUUCAAUGGAUCUGUGCUGCACACUUUUUCUGGCUACAACAACAGUAAAGGCAUCUCCCUGGAGGCCUGCUUCACUCCAGACUCUCAGUUUGUCAUGAUUGGCUCAGAGGAUGGCAGAGUCCAUGUUUGGAGCACUGAGAGUGGGAUGAAGGUUGCUGUGCUGGAUGGGAAACAUCCAGGACCCAUCAACACUCUGCAGUUCAACCCCAGAUACAUGACGUUUGCCAGCGCCUGCACUAACAUGACAUUUUGGCUCCCGUGUUUUGACGACACGUAGAGGGACGUUGCCAAAAAAGAGUCCUCGUUGUUAAACACAUCGCAACUAUGCAGUGAUGUAGCAUUAUGUGUUGGACUGCCUUCCAGCGAAAAAUAUUUUACUUUUACUUUCAUAAUUUUUUACCUGCGGUAUUUUUAAACUUUGAAAGGGUUGAUGUCGCUGUGACAACAAAAUCACACAUACCUCAAUUUUUUAUUUAAUGCCAUUCAGUACAUUUUUUUUAACAUUUUAACAGUGUCUAUUGAUAUUUCCGAUGUUUCUUUUUAACCAUGUCACUUGAUUUUUCAUGGGAAAUUUAACAAGAUAAUAAUCAGUGUUUGUAAUAAAGUGUUUUAGAUG
Molecule: messenger RNA, 1717 nt
Organism: Anoplopoma fimbria (sablefish)
Lineage: Eukaryota; Metazoa; Chordata; Actinopteri; Perciformes; Anoplopomatidae
Product: WD repeat-containing protein 82-like
Exons: 9
Coding region: 431-1378 (315 amino acids)
Cellular component (GO): Set1C/COMPASS complex
Molecular function (GO): chromatin binding; protein binding
Source: RefSeq, a predicted model, not a curated record